Molecule: messenger RNA, 1958 nt
Organism: Cricetulus griseus (Chinese hamster)
Lineage: Eukaryota; Metazoa; Chordata; Mammalia; Rodentia; Cricetidae
Source: RefSeq, a predicted model, not a curated record
AUGCGAACAAAACAGGUCCCAGUGCUCUGGGCCUGUUUCCUCCUGUGGAAUCUCUACAUCUCCUCCUCCCAGGCUGUUUACCCUGGAAUCAAGGCAAGGAUCACCCAGCGUGCACUGGACUAUGGUGUUCAAGUUGGGAUGAAAAUGAUGGAGGAAAUGGCAAAGGAAAUUGCCAUCCCAGAUCUGAAAGGUUCUGAGUCUCUUGAGUUUCUGAAGAUUGACUACGUAAAGUACAACUUUUCAAACAUAAAGAUCAAUGCCUUUUCAUUGCCAAAUAGCUCACUGGCCUUUGUGCCAGGGGUCGGAAUCAGAGCACUGAGCAACCAUGGCACUGCCAACAUCAGCGCUAACUGGGAAGUCAGGGCUCCGCUUUUCCAAGAUUCAGGAGCUGCUGAUCUGUUUCUCUCUGGAAUCUACUUUACUGGCAUCAUUGUCCUCACCCGUGAUAACCUUGGUCACCCAGCCGUGGAACUCCAAGACUGCCGUGCCCAAGUGAGCCAUGCCCGAGUCUCAUUUUCUGGAGGCCUCAGUGUCCUGUAUAACUCCUUUGCCGAGCCCAUGGAGAAACCCAUUUUGAGGAAUUUAAACGAAAUGCUCUGUCCCAUUGUCAUCAAUGAAGUGGAUGCACUCAAUGUCAACAUCAGUGCCCUGGAGGUUUUAACAAAGAUUGAUAACUACACUGUUCUGGAUUGUUCCCUGAUGAGUCCUCCAGAAGUCACUGAGAACCACCUUGACUUGAACUUGAAGGGUGCAUUCUACCCACUGGAAAGCCUCGUUGACCCUCCCUUCCUACCAGCCCCCUUUGAGCUCCCAAGGAACAAGGACUCCAUGCUCUGCAUUGGCGUAUCUGAGUAUUUCUUUAAAUCUGCUUCCUUUGCACACUAUGUAUCUGGGGCUCUUGGUGUCAUGCUGUCCACCAAGGAGAUUUCCAACUAUUUCAAUCAAAAUACUCAAGGAAUUGGCAGCGUGCUCUCCAAGAUUGCAGAGAUCUACGUCUUAUCCCAACCAUUCAUGCUGCAGAUCAUGGCCACGGGGCCUCCUGUGAUCAACUUACACCCAAACAAUUUCAGCCUGGAGUUCCCUGCUGCUGUCAUCAUGCUCACUGAACUGCAGAACUCCACCAUCGAGCCCAUCGUCUCCAUGGACUUUAUUGCUAGUACCAGUGUUGGCCUGGCUAUUUUGGGACAAAAACUGAUCUGUUCCUUAUCUCUGAACAGAUUCCGCCUCUCUUUGCCACAGAACAGCCAUAGAGAUGCUAAGGUCGUGAGGUUUGAGAAUAUCCUAUCUUCCAUUCUUCACUUUGGAGUCCUCCCGUUGGCCAACACAAAACUGCAGCAAGGAUUUCCUCUCCCCAACCCCUACAACAUCUCAUUUGUCAACUCAGACAUUGAAGUUCUCGAGGGUUUCCUUCUGAUUUCUACUGACCUGGCGCAUGAGACAUCCUCAAGACAACAGCCAAAUCUCCACAGUUGGGGAGGUCUGAACCUGGUCAAUAGACCAUGGAGAGAACAGCCAACCCAUUGAUGGCUGGGUCCCAAUCCCCCCAGGAAGUAAACAUCCUUCUGUCCCACAGAACCUGGAAGAUGAAGGCCAUGCACCCUGGAUGUUAAAGUCCUGUGACACAGUUCUCUCUGGAGCCCUAAGAGACCUAGAAUGAGGCCGACUGAGUUAAAGGGUUGAACAGGGACAAGGCAGUAGGGAUGGGAUAUAUGUAUGUCAGUGUAUGCAAGCAUGCUGUGUGUUUAUAAUCUGUGGAUAAGAACGAGGCAUACCAAUCCACCCAGGUGGGUAAGGAACUUGUCUGUAUCUGCACUGGCUCUGUGUGUGUGUGUGUGUGUGUGUGUGUGUGUGUGUGUGUGUGUGUGUUGUAUGUCUGCUCUUUAGAGAGACUCUUUAGUUGGAUUUUGUGUUUUAUGUUUACUAUCCUGUUCUUAAUUAAUUAAAUUGUUUUCUAUCAA